Molecule: messenger RNA, 3541 nt
Organism: Corvus hawaiiensis (hawaiian crow)
Lineage: Eukaryota; Metazoa; Chordata; Aves; Passeriformes; Corvidae
Product: exocyst complex component 1-like
Biological process (GO): exocytosis; Golgi to plasma membrane transport
Cellular component (GO): exocyst; plasma membrane
Molecular function (GO): phosphatidylinositol-4,5-bisphosphate binding
Source: RefSeq, a predicted model, not a curated record
AUGGGCCCCACAGAGCCGAGGCUGGAGGGGUCGUGGUGCCACGCAAGGAGCACCCCGGGGCUGGGGAAAAGCGGCACCAGCGCCUGGCUCUGGGUCCCUGUCCCUGGCGAUUCCCUGCCCACGGCGCAGCCCAGCGGGCAGGACCCGCCCGUGCCCGGCGCUCGCAUCCCUUUGUCACGGCUGGAGGAGCCUGGGGGGCUGCCCAUGGUGGGCUGGCGACUCAGGGCGGACAGGGAGGGCGGCCCCGCUGUCCCCGCUGCCCGCCCCAGGCAUGGAGCCGGCGGGGCCAGCGGCAGGGACAUGAGCGGGGACACGAGCGGGGACAGCCCGGCUCAGCCCCGGCAGCCGCAGCCGUCCCAGCGCUCCCCGGCCGGGGGACCCCGACCCCGCCGCCCCCGUUACCUCCGCAGGGCGGCCCGGCCGCUCCGCUGCGCUCCCCUCCGAGCCGCUCCCUCCGAGCCGCUCCCCGCCGCUCCUCUCCGCCUGCCCGGCCCUGGCCCCGCCGUUUUAUGGCCGGGAAGGCGGCGAGCGCCGUCCCCCGCUGUCCCCGGGACCGCCUUCCCUCCGCCUUGCCCCCGCCUCCAUCCCCCGCCGCCCGACCGGGGCCCCCAGCCCCGCAUCGCCCGGCCCCGCAUGCCCCCCACGCUGGGCUUUCAUUUCACCCACAAAUCGUUUCCUGUUCUGAGACUCCUCACCACGGAACCCCCUGCAUUUCUCCCGGCCGGCCUGGACUUUGAGCUGCACUUGGAGAAGCGUUACGAGUGGACCUCCAGCAGCUUGGAGGAGAGGAAAGCCUUCCUCAGGUGCUUGUGGAAGCUGAACCGGCGUGUCCCCUUUGUGAACGUCCCCUCGGGUGCAGUGGAAGGGAUGCAGAGGCCCCAGGAGGACGGGAAGGAGGCUGAGCUCCGGGAGGAGCUGGGCGCGUACCAGGAGGUGACUCCGGAGGAAGCUGCGGAUGUGCUGGAGCUGAUGGAGGAGCACGAGCCCCUGCUGGACAACUCCGUGGCCUUCGCAGAGCAGCUGAGCCGGGAGCUCCAGGGGCUGGAGGAGGCCAACCUCGGCGCCCUCAUCUCCUCGGAGCAGCAGGUGGCCCAGCUGAUGAGCUCCAUCGACGAGGCCCUGGCAGAGGUGGCCAGGGUGGAGGAGACCCUGCAGGUCUACGACGAGCUCCUGGGAAGCGUGAAGCAGCAGAUGGAUCACAUCCACCGGGAAAACUCCCUGCUGCACCGCAUGGCGUCCAACAGGGCGAGGCUGAUGGAUGAGAUCCUGUUCCUCACGAGCCGGCUGCACCUGAGCAAGGAGCACCGCGACGCCCUGAGCCGGGCGGAUCUGUCCAGCCCCGCAGCAGUCGGAGCCUGCACGGCUGCAGCAGAGGCUCUGUCCGCCUGCAUGGACAUUCCCAUCCAUCCCAGUUACCGGAAGCUGCAGGCGGUGGCUGAGCAGCUGAUCCUGUUUGAAACCCUCAAGCAGAACUUUGAGAGCUCCUUCAUCAACCACAUCACCAGCAUCUUCGAGCUGCAGGGUAACUCUCAGGCCCCUGCUCUUGCUCACCCCAUUGGCAUCGUGGCUGCCCCAAGCCAUGGGCCCCACCAUGAGGAGCUGCUGCCCUACACACCCCUCAUGGCCUGGCUAAGGAACAUCAACCCUGUUCUGUUCUGGGACCUCGCCAAGGUCUACUCCCAGAACCUCGGCAGGCUCUACGAGCGGGAAAUCAAAGCCCUUUUUGAACAGGCCAAGAUGUCCCUGUUGGGAAGAAGAAAAGGAAGUCUGCAGGAAACGUGGGAGAAGCCGAUGGGGAACAGGCAGCAGCCCUGGUGGAGCCUCCCCGGGAGCAGGGAGAGCCAGGAGGACGCCCCAGACAGGGGGAACAUCAGCAAGGUGUUGGAGCAGGUGCUGAGAGAGCUGCAGCCCCUUUGCACCUCGGAGCAGCAAUUCCUGCAGGAAUUCUUCUUCCGACUGGGCCACGACUCCGUGGAGCUGCAGGCGCUGGAGGUGAAGGCAUCUGCCACUAAGGGAGGAGAGCCCACGGCACCUCCAGAGGAUCCUCCUCGUACCAAGGGCCAGAGCCAGCCAGAAGAAGCCACAGCCCAACUGCUGAGUGAGAUCUUCAGCUGCCUGGAGCCGGAGCUGAGGGCGUUUCUGGGUAUCUGCAGCAAGGUCCACCCACUGGGCUGCCUGCAGGUCCUGGUGACCUUGAGUGACUCCGUGUUUGGGACCUGGGGCUCCCCCUCAGCUGCCCCCUCGUCCUUCCUCCGCACCCUCCUGGGGAAUGUGUUGCUCCUGGCCAAGAGCAACUUCAACAAAUGCAUCGGGACCAUGUGCAAGGAGAUCGAGGAGGCCAAGGCUCCCAGCAGGAUGAGAGGGGGGAUCCUGCCCUGCGUCAGCCGCUUCCAGGAGUUCGUGGCCUUCUCCGAGGAGGUGUUCCGGACAUCCCGGCGCUGGGGGGAGCUGGACAAGGCCCAGCUUAGGCUGGCCAGCAGCGUCUUCAGCAGCAUCAAGGGCCUGUCCUCAGCAAACCUGAGGGUGAACACGGAUAUGGUGAUGAUGGAAAAUUUCCACCACAUCCACAACUUCCUGUGCCAAAAGAACAUCCUCUGCCUGGAGGGCAAGAAGAGAGAAGCCAAGCAAAGGUCCAGGGAGCACAUGGAGAAAUUCGUCACCACAUACCUGGGCCAGCCCCUGGAGGGGCUCAAUCAUUUCUUUGAGGGGGUGAAAGCCCGCCUGGCUCAGGGGGUGAAGGAAGAGGAGGUCAGCUUCCAGCUGGCCUACAGCAAGCAGGAACUCCGGAAAGUCAUCGAAAAAUAUCCUGGCAAGGAGGUCAAAAGAGCCCUGGAGACCCUCUACAGGAAAAUCCACAAACAUCUGUCCCCAGAGGAAAAUCUGCUGCCGGUGGUGUGGCAAGCCAUGGAGCAGGAGUUCAUCCGGCAGUACCGAGAGUUUGAGGAGCUCAUCCAACACUGCUACGCGGGAUCAGGGAUUGCCCUGGACUUCACCAUGGAGGACUUGCUGAGCUACUUCAACUCCAUCACCGUGUCCAACAUGUAGGGAAAUCCCUCCCUGGAUGUUGGGAGCAGCCCAGGAGUCCUUAUCUGCAGCCACACCUUCGAGGAGCUGAACACAAAACAUUCCCAAGUUGGAUAUUUAUGUUCCUAUCCUGAACUUAAUCCCAAAGUACCUCCGCCUUAUUGCUCCUGGACUAAAUCUCCCUCAGGGAAGUGGAGUUGUCGGACCCAAACCACAACUUCCCUGCUCCAAGAAACCAUUUUGCUGCUAGGAAAUGUCCCUCGAAGCCUCAGAUUUCCACCAGAGCGAGCGCUGGUGCUGCGCCUCCUCAGCAGACCAUUCCCAACAGAAAAGCAUCUUCUCUCCAGGGGCUUUCUCCUUCUUUUCUGUGCUCGAAUUUCACAGUGGCCCUGUGCUAAACCAGAGGGUUAAACCUCAUGGAGACGCCCCAUGUGUGAGGUGUUCCCACAUCCAGGUAUCCCAACAGGCACCUCUGCUCCACAGCUCUCCACUGAACGUUGCCUGGCAGAUGAAAGUC